AUGAGUCUGUAUACACCAGGCGAUGAUACGGGGUCAUUUAUCAUCGAUGCGGACAUGUCUUACAUUCGUGGAGAGCCGCUGAGAGAAACAGGACAUGGUUCUCAGGACCUUGAUCUGGAGAUUACAGUGGGCGAGGGACAACUGACUUUGCGACACACGAUUGCAAUCAAUUCAUCAUCGAUCGAGCUGGACUUUCCACUACACAGUCUUGCUCCGCACUCUCGACCCUACAGUGUAACCCUCAAAGCUACACGUCCGAACUGUGAUCGUGCGUAUACAGCGACCACUCAAGUAUAUCACUUGCCAAAGCGGGCAGAUGGGGGCAGUGUCACGAAGGUUGACAGUCUAUAUGGCGGACUGCUGGUUCAGAACAAGUCCGAUGACUCCUCUCCAUGGAGUCCCCUCUUGCCGUAUUCCUUUUACGUGAGCUGGGAUGGAUGGCUGAAGAAGUCCCUUAGCAACGUGCAGAAGUUCAAAGACCAGGGUUAUAACAUCAUCCAUAUCGUCCCGAACGCCGGACUGGCUAACCAAGCCUUCAAUUUCACCGAACUGAACAUGUUCCUGGACAAAUGCGACGAGGUCGGCCUGUGGGUAAUGUACGACAUGCGCUGGACGUACCAGAAUCUCACCUCCGUGCGCGACCAGGUCAACAUGCUCAAGACACGGAAGAGCAUGCUGCUUUGGUAUACCGGCGAUGAGCCCGAUGGCCAGGGCGAUCCGCUGAACGCAACUCGCGUCACUUACGACCUGAUCAAGUCCCUGGAUCCAUGGCACCCGGUAUCGCUGUGCUUGAACUGCUUCAACUUCUACUACGAAGAAUACUCGUCUGGCGCCGACAUCAUUCUGUCGGACGUAUACCCGAUCGCCGUCAACACCAGCUGGUCGGAAGUCUACGGCACGCCUUGCAACACGACCUACGGCUGCUGCGGCUGCGACGACUGUGAAGGAACCCUCGACGACAUCUCCGUCCGCCUCGACCGAUUCGUCGAGUACCAGACCUGGAUCGGCACCGGGCCCAAGUCCAUCUGGGGCGUGCCGAUGGCAUUCGGUAACGAGUCGUUCUGGUCGCGGUAUCCCACGGCCGCGGAGGAAGUGACCAUGACGAUGCUGAGCGUGAAUCAUAAUGCAAAGGGCAUCGUGAUGUGGGACUACCCGACGACGACUGAGCUAGAGCGGGUAACAAGUCAAUUGAGCCGGGUUCUUGCGAGCGAGGAGGUUGUGAGAUUCCUAUUGGGUGCGCCGACGGUUGCACUGCAGGCGACAGGCCCUUCGAAAAUGGAUGUUGCUAGUUGGAGGCUGGGUACGCAAAUGGUGGUCAGCAUUUUAUCCUUGCAGACGCCGGCAUGGUUGUCCAAUGUGUCAGUGACGCUGCCGGAGGGGGCUCGUGCUGUUCACAAGGUGCUCUGGGGAUCGGGGGAUUGGCGGUUAAUCGAGGGUCAAUUAGUCAAGACAGGUGGACGAGGACUAGAGACAGACUUGGUGAUUGUCGAGUUUGAUGCUGAUCAGUAA
This is a messenger RNA of Penicillium canariense, 1509 nucleotides long. RefSeq lists its product as uncharacterized. The record is from RefSeq and is a predicted model, not a curated record. Lineage: Eukaryota; Fungi; Ascomycota; Eurotiomycetes; Eurotiales; Aspergillaceae. The transcript has a single exon. Bases 1 to 1509 code for a protein of 502 amino acids.